Molecule: messenger RNA, 2136 nt
Organism: Daphnia magna
Lineage: Eukaryota; Metazoa; Arthropoda; Branchiopoda; Diplostraca; Daphniidae
Product: neurotrimin
Exons: 11
Coding region: 308-1735 (475 amino acids)
Cellular component (GO): neuron projection
Source: RefSeq, a predicted model, not a curated record
AGCACGGGCUCAGUUUGAAUCCCAACUCGGUUCGAGCAACUCUGUACUUAAAAUCGGGCAAAGAACUUUUUUUUAUUAUUAUUUUUUAUACCACCGUGUAGAAACUUUGUUCUUUUUAUUCGAAUUGCUAAACAACUUUACUAACGAGAGACAAACAAUUCUGCAAAGUUAUCGUGCACGUUUCAGUGACAUUGUGAUUUUUGAAAAGUUCAUCCCCAAAAGUGUCACAUGUCAUAACAUUGUUUUUUUAGAGCUAUAAAAUUCAACGUGGGUUUAAUCGACUCUUCUCUUUUUAAAAAAAUCUCCAAUGGAUUAUUGGAUGAAAAUUGUGUACCGUUCUUCCUGGCUGAUUAUUACCGCCGGAUGGCUCUGUCUGGAUGCAACUGCUUCAUCCGUCGAUGACUUCCGGUAUUUCCGCAACGAAGUGCCGACAUUCGCCAAAGAGAUUGAAAAUGCUACGGUACCCGUCGGUCGUGAAGCUACCCUCUCGUGUGUCAUCUACAAUCUCGGCAAUUUCAAGGUGGCGUGGGUGCGAGUGGACACGCAAACGAUCCUGACGAUCGACGACGUGGUGAUCACGCGUAGCCAGCGCAUUUCCGUCAGACACAUGACAGACGCUAGCGUUGACUAUCCUUAUUACCUGCAUCAUCCUCAUCAGCAGCAUCCACACAAUCAUCAUCAAAAGAACAAGAGUUUCUUGUUACAAUCGCCUCCAGCCGUGGAGGUAUCCACCGUGCAGCCAGAGACUCCGCAUAGAAGACCGUCAAGCGGGAGCAUCCACAAGACUUGGCAGUUAAUUAUCCGUGAUGUGCAGUCAUCCGACGCCGGAUUAUAUAUGUGCCAGUUGAACACGGAACCCAUGACGAGCCACACGGCUUACCUCAGCGUGACAGUUCCGCCUGAUAUCGUCGACAGCGAAAGUAGUGGUGACGUCAUGGUGACCGAAGGUCAAAAUACGACGCUACGAUGCAGUGCUACCGGUCAUCCACUUCCUGUCAUCACUUGGCGUCGUGAAGAUGGCAGGCCUAUUCAAAAUCACGCUUUAACUGUGGAAGGAUCGGUACUCCACUUGACCCGAAUUCCCCGCCAGCAUAUCGGCGCUUACCUUUGCAUCGCUUCGAACGGAGUACCUCCCAGCGUGUCCAAAAGAUUUAUGCUCCGAGUCCAAUUUCCACCGAGCGUAACGGCUACCAAUCAGCUGGUCGGAGCAAGGCAAGGCGACAUUAACAUCACAUUAGAGUGCCAUUGCGAGUCAUUCCCCAAGCCGGUGGUCUACUGGCUUCGACACAGUACCGGAGAUGUCGUCGUCAACGGUGUCAAACAUCGCGAGGAAAAGCGAGAAACGAACCACUACAAGGUCUCGAUGCAGCUCGUUUUUCUACACCUGGAACGAGAAGAUUUUAUGGCUUAUCAGUGCGUCUGUCGCAAUACACUGGGCAUCGCCGAUUCCGUCGUCCGACUUUACCAAAUCCAUCCAGUGGCUGACGAUGGCAAUGAAGUUUAUUCAGAAGCUGACCAGCAAGAUGGACUUGGCGGAGGCAAAGAGCAACUUAGCAGCACCUGGGAUGCAGAGAAAUCCAAGGAUGAGUCGUCAACUAAACGAUUGGCAGUCAAUAAACAUGCGUCAGCCAAGACUCAAUUGGCCGUUGGUGGGCGGUCCAGCUCAGCAGUCGACAUUUCUUCGUGGUUCCUUUCGACACUUUGCAUACUAGUCUCAAUGACAAAGACGAGAUAGUGUUUUGUUUUUUUCUAAUGAUUUGACUUCGUAAAAAUUUAUUAUUUAAAAUCGUCUAUUUUAUCUCCGCCCUUUUGUUGAUAUACAGAUUCAUAUACUGGAUUAUUAUUACUUAUAGUGGAAAACGAUAAUGUGCUUUCAAUGUUUCCUCUUUUUUUUUAAAGUUUUGUUGUCUGUAAUAAUUAAUAAUAAGAAAAAAAACGAGAUAUAUUUAACAGGCAUAUGGUACAGCACAAAGGCCGUUGGAUCCUUAUAGAUCGUCUGCCGCUGUAAUAAUAAAUAUCAAUAUACACAAACAAAAGAAGAAAAAAAAAACGUUUCCCUUGUUUGUGCAUGUGUGUUUUUAUGAGAGAAAAAAAGAAACAAAGAAAAAAUAGAUCCAAUACAAGUGUGUAAAGCGA